This is a messenger RNA of Aspergillus pseudonomiae, 570 nucleotides long. RefSeq lists its product as uncharacterized. The record is from RefSeq and is a predicted model, not a curated record. Bases 1 to 570 code for a protein of 189 amino acids. The transcript is spliced from 4 exons. Lineage: Eukaryota; Fungi; Ascomycota; Eurotiomycetes; Eurotiales; Aspergillaceae.
AUGAACGAACUGCCGACCCCUGCUGACCACCUGGGCCUGGUGCCAUAUGAUGAUCCUGUGUGGGCAAUGCAGAACCUAGGCUUCCAGAGGUACUACCGGCAGGGCCUCCCGGCAGAAGAAGCCGUGAGAGCCGUCGAAGAGGCCUAUGAACAAGCCAAAAAGUACCACGAGUCGCCCACAUUACACUGUCUGGGAGACGAAGAAUGCGUUGCCUUUUUACGAUCUAAUGCCCCUGGAAUUGAGGGAACCAUCGAACGAGCAUUGGGAAUGGAAUUUCAGAAUAUUGUCCGGCAGCCGCCGGCGAUUUUUCGUGGCGAAAGCUCUCAGUCCUCAUUCAGAAUGGCACAUCUCGCGGGAUUAGGUUCCGCAACGAUUGUUGUGUACCCUGGAACCCACCAGGACUGGGAAAGCUUUAUGUCGGAGCCUACAGCCCCGUAUGAGGUCACUCUGCACAACACCCAACUAUUAGUUGUGGCAGGUCAAACAUUCGUCGAAAUUCUAAUGCUCGCUAAUGCUUUUUCCCCCUUUGCGAUCCCUUUGAUGGUAUUCCAUCCAUGGGGGAGAAGCUAA